Molecule: messenger RNA, 2823 nt
Organism: Magnolia sinica
Lineage: Eukaryota; Viridiplantae; Streptophyta; Magnoliopsida; Magnoliales; Magnoliaceae
Product: THO complex subunit 5A
Exons: 8
Coding region: 183-2600 (805 amino acids)
Biological process (GO): positive regulation of DNA-templated transcription, elongation; mRNA export from nucleus
Cellular component (GO): THO complex part of transcription export complex
Molecular function (GO): mRNA binding
Source: RefSeq, a predicted model, not a curated record
AUCACAAAAGGGCCAUCACGUUUCCUUUCAUCGACCACUCUCAAAACCAGAAGAACCCUAGAUUUAUCCGAAGACGGCCAUCGCUUUGAUCUCCUCCGUCGAUUCUUCCGCAGCUCGUGUCCAUCUCACUCAUAUAUAGACAACAGAAAGAAGAGAGUGCGCCGUUGGCACUCCGGCGGAGGAUGGAGAAGACGGCGUACGAAAUGCUGGAAGAGACAAGGACGUCGAUGGAAGAGAUAGCGGCGAAGAUGCUCUUCAUCAAGAAAGAAGGAAGGCCUAAAGCCGAACUCAGAGAGCUUAUUACUCAGUUCUCUCUCCUCUCUGUCUUUCUCCGCCAGAUAAAUCGUUCCAUCUUGCUCGAGGAAGAUCGUGUAAAAGCAGAAACAGAAAGGGCAAAGGCACCAGUAGACUUUACUACCCUGCAACUUCAAAACUUGAUGUAUGAGAAAAAUCAUUACAUGAAAGCCAUAAAGGCUUGCAAAGAUUUCAAGUCAAAGCAUCCAGACAUAGAGCUUGUGCCCGAGGAGGAAUUUUUUAACAAUGCACCAGAAGAAAUUAAAGGAGGUGUUCUUGCAGAGGACAAUGCACAUGACUUGAUGCUAAAGAGGCUCAAUUUUGAGCUAUUCCAGCGGAAAGAACUGUGCAAACUUCAUGAGAAACUGGAAGAACGCAAAAGAAGCCUUUUGGAAGUGAUUGCAAACCGGAAGAAGUUCUUGUCGAGUCUUCCUUCGCAUCUGAAAUAUCUUAAGAAAGCAUCCUUGCCAGUGCAGCAGCAACUAGGGAUUCAACAUACCAAGAAAUUAAAGCAGCAUCACUCAGCAGAGUUACUUCCACCUCCCCUUUAUGUUAUUUACUCGCAGUUCUUAGCCCAGAAAGAGGCAUUUGGAGAGAAUAUUGAUCUGGAAAUCCUUGGAAGUAUGAAGGAUGCUCAAGCUUUCGCCAACCAGCAAGCAAAUAAGGACACAGAUAUAGGUACAAUCACAGAGAACAGCAGGUAUGAGGAUGAUGCACCUGACGAGGAGGAAGAUGGCCAAAGAAGGAGAAAGCGGCCAAAGAAGGUUCCAAGCAGGGAGAGCCUUGACCAUGCAGGAGUUUAUCAAUCUCACCCACUUAAAAUUGUCCUCCAUGUGUAUGAUGAUGAGGCUUCAGAUGCAAAGCCUGUUAAGUUAAUCGCUCUGCGGUUUGAGUACUUGUUGAAGUUGAAUGUUGUAUGUGUUGGAAUUGAAGGGUCAGAUGAAGGACCUGAGAGCAACAUUUUAUGCAAUUUAUUCCCUGAUGACACUGGUGUUGAUCUUCCUCAUCAGACAGCUAAGCUCUUUGUUGGUGACGCCGUUUCAUUCGAUGAAAGGAAAACCUCACGUCCGUAUAAGUGGGCACAGCAUUUGGCUGGAAUCGACUUUCUGCCUGAGGUAUCGCCUCUGCUUACAGCAUCCGAAGCUCGAAGCAGUGAAGCUCAGAAAAGUGCUGCCAUUCAAUCUGGACUUUCUACGUAUCGUCAGCAGAAUCGUGUACAAACAGUUGUGCAAAGGAUCCGCUCUCGGAAAAAGGCUCAUCUAGCUCUUGUGGAGCAACUUGAUUCCUUAACGAAGCUUAAAUGGCCCCCAUUGAUUUAUGAAAACGUCCCAUGGGGUUUGCAUACUGCUUCCUGUACACUGCAAAGUUGGUUGUCUGUCGGGUCCACACCCAUUCAGGCUUCAUCAUCUUUGUCUGCUGUUGCUACAGAAAAAAUUCCCAACUCAUUAGAGCUUGACAUGGAUGGGAGAUCUGCGGCAUUCAGGGAAGAUGUAGAGAGUGCAAGGGAGGAUGGAGAACUUCCAAUCGUUCUCCAGGCUCCAACCCUUCUAAAUGAUUCUAAACUUUCUUCGUCUAGAGGGUCUGACCUUGAACAUUCGAGACACCUGGCUUUGAUUUCAAAGAGCAUGAUGCCUGGCAAUAAGGGAAGAUCUAUGAGUUUCAAAAAACCCGAGGACAAUAUGGAUCUCAUAUUAGACAGUGAAAGUGAUCUGGAAGAGCUGGUAUUUGUUGAACGAGAAACGGAAAAUGCAGCAAGUACAGGAGGCCAUGAGAUGGUUGGAAAUUCCUGGGAGGACUAUGCUGUCAGGGAGUUCUGUCUUGUUUUGAGUAAGAAAACAGAGAGAAAUGAGAGGCAUAUAAAUUUGGAAGCCAAGAUCAAGAUCAGCAUGGAAUAUCCUCUUAGGCCACCUCUAUUCACUUUGAGGUUGUCCACAGUUAUUUCUGGAGAAACUUCCUUUGAUGCAGCAGGAGGUGAUUCUGGCUCAUGUGAGAAAGAUAGCUUUGGAUGGUAUAAUGAACUUCGUGCUAUGGAAGCUGAGGUCAAUCUUCAUAUCUUAAAGAUGGUUCCUCCAGAAUAUGAAGACCACAUCUUAGCUCACCAAGUACACAGCCUGGCAAUGCUGUUUGAUUUUCAAAUGGAUCAGGCAUCCGCAUUGUCGGUAUCUAGGAAGAGCACUUCUGUAAUUGAGGUUGGGCUAUGCAAGCCUAUCGGUGGAAGAAUUCUCACAAGAUCUUUCAGGGGAAGAGACCGAAGGAAGAUGAUCUCUUGGAAAGAUGUGGAAUGCACGCCAGGUUAUCCUUACUAGCGUUCGCAGGGCUCACAAUCCAAGGUGGCUGCUGAUCAAGUUCUUGUGUUGCAGUCCCUGGCCCUCAACUAUCCUAUUUUCCAAGAUGGAAUCAGCAAAAUUUUCUUUUGGAUGCAGCAUCAGUUGGAUGGCAUCAAGGUCACAGUUGUGAGUUGUGGAAAUCGGUGUGGAUCUUUGUGUACUUUUGAUCCUUGUGUGAAGGACGAUAACUGGGGCACUAUGA